AUGUCUCUCCCGUUCAGCACCCUGCCCUCCACCGCGAGGGUCUCGCCGACCCCCUUCAAAGCCGACAUCCCCAAGGCCAAGCUCUCCGAGCUCAAGCAACUGAUCGAGGUCUCCAAGCUCGCACCACACACGUACGAGAACUCCCAGUCAGAUAGACGCUAUGGCAUCACGACCGACUGGCUGGUCACAAUGCGCGAGCAGUGGCUGACAUCCUAUCAGUGGAAGACCUCGGAAGACCGCAUCAAUAGCUUCCCGCAGUUCACCACCGACAUAGAAGGCAUCAAGAUCCAUUUCGUGGCUCUUUUCUCCGAAAAGAAGAAUGCAGUUCCAAUCUUGUUUCUUCAUGGAUGGCCCGGAAGCUUUCUGGAGUUUCUCCCUAUCCUCCAAAUGUUUCGGGAUGAGUAUACUCCCACUACCCUGCCAUACCACUUGAUCGUGCCCUCAUUGCCGGGCUACACUUUCUCGUCUGGACCUCCACUAGACCGAAACUUUGAGAUUACCGAUGUUGCCCGGAUCAUGGACCAGCUGAUGAAAGACGUCGGCUUUGAGAGCGGGUACGUUGCUCAAGGUGGCGACAUUGGCAGUCGCAUUGCUAGGAACUUGGCUGUAGAUCAUGACAGCUGUAAAGGUAUGAACGGUGCAUCGCUGGAAGUCAAUGUUUGUUUCAUGAGACGACCAGACGGCAUGUCUGAUGCCAACCUCAAUGCGCUUGAGAAGCGAGGUAUCCAGCGAAUGACCGAUUUUAUGUCCACGGGCGCUGGAUACGCCAUGGAGCAUGGUACGCGCCCGAGCACCAUUGGCCAUGUCCUAUCCACCAGUCCGGUAGCUCUUCUGGCAUGGAUCGGCGAGAAAUUCCUUGAAUGGGUCGACGACCCUCUGUCUCCCAAGGAUAUCUUGGAAUCAGUCACACUAUACUGGCUGACUGAGACAUUCCCUCGAGCAAUCUACGCCUAUCGGCUGAAUUACCCCCCGCCGCCUAUCCCGGCGAGCAAUGAUCCCCGUUGGUAUAUCAAGAAGCCAUUUGGAUUCUCUUCCUUUCCCAUGGAGCUCGCGCCGCUCCUCGCUCGUGGGUGGAAACAACAGGCAACUUGA
This is a messenger RNA of Penicillium riverlandense, 1092 nucleotides long. RefSeq names its product epoxide hydrolase family protein. Gene Ontology annotation, molecular function: epoxide hydrolase activity. The record is from RefSeq and is a predicted model, not a curated record. Gene Ontology annotation, biological process: epoxide metabolic process. NCBI's taxonomy places the organism in Eukaryota, Fungi, Ascomycota, Eurotiomycetes, Eurotiales, Aspergillaceae. The coding region runs from base 1 to 1092 and encodes 363 amino acids. The transcript is spliced from 7 exons.